AUGUACGACUAUGUACACAUUUGUUUGAGAAUCAAAUCUGUUCAACUUUAUUUUGUAUUUGCUGCAGUAGUUAUUGCAGGGAACGGAUUCCUAAUUCAAAGAAAACAUAUUAAGUCAAGUUUUAACAGAAAUCGUUCUAACGCAAAUGUCAAAAUCUAUGCAAAUCUUGCUGAAGUUACUCAACCGAUUCGCUCAUUGCCGAUUGAAUUCUCAGUUAAAGAUUGGAGUGAUAUUCAUUCUGAUUCACUAACACAACAAUCAAUUAUUGGAAAGAAAAAAUCACUUAACAUUGCUCAAGUCAAUGUUCGUGCACUAUCAUCAUCAAAUACUGAAACAAAAUUUAUUAAAGCAACAAUGAUUGAUGAAACAAGAAAUUUAGUUAAACUUAUUGAUAAAGACAUUAGUAAAGAACCAAUCUUUUUUACUACUCAAUCAGAUCAUAUUGUUUAUGAUACAAUGAGCCUCCUCAAACAAAAUACUAUAUUAAUUUUACAUACUAUACAACAAAUGCAGUUUAUUUAA
This is a messenger RNA of Rotaria sp. Silwood2, 522 nucleotides long. The record is from the annotation of a GenBank genome assembly. Lineage: Eukaryota; Metazoa; Rotifera; Eurotatoria; Philodinida; Philodinidae.